AUGGCAAAUCGAGGCUACGAUGUCGUCGUUGACGUCGACCAGGAGGGCGACCUAGGCCAUACCGACCUGCAGGAGGACCUUGAAUUCCACAGCUCGAACUUCGAGAACACGCCCUCGACGCGUGGCGCCAAGAUCCAGCCCGACUCGUCCUCGUUUCUUCCCCAGCCCGCAACCUCGUCCCCGGCGGGCUCGCGCAAACGUCUGCUCUGGACCCUCUCCUUCUACGCGCAAGCCUUUGAUGUCGACACAGCAGAGGUCCUGCGCCGCUGCACCGCCACCAUAUAUCCGCGCGCCAACUUCCUCGACGUCCUCGAGGGAAAUCCGGAUCUGUACGGCCCUGUGUGGAUCGCGACGACGGUUGUUGUCAUUCUCUUCCUGACAGGCACCAUCAACCAGUAUCUGGCGCACCAGGGCAAGGACCACUUUGCGUACGACUUCAAGCUGCUGAGCGGUGCGGCGGGGCUGGUCUACGGUUACACGGCGCUGGUGCCUGUGGGGCUCUGGGGCGUGCUGAAGUGGUAUGGAAGCGAGAGCGCGAAUCUGCUCGAGUGCGCGUGUCUGUACGGCUACGCAAAUUUGGUGUGGAUUGUCGUUGCACUGGUGAGCUGGAGUCCGAUCAGCAUCCUCAACUACACCUUCGUCGCCCUUGGCCUCGCCUUCUCCGCAACCUUCCUGCUGCGCAAUCUCUACCCCGUCCUCAGCACCACCGAAGCAAAGACGUCCAAGAUCCUGCUCGUCGUCGUGCUGGCGCUGCACGCUGGCUUUGCCAUCGCCAUCAAGGUCCUCUUCUUCGCUGCAACCAGCCCCGUGGGGCCAAACAAGGGGAACGACGAGAAGACGGAUCCCGCGAGGAUGAUGUUGAGCAUGUAA
This is a messenger RNA of Ascochyta rabiei, 870 nucleotides long. RefSeq lists its product as uncharacterized. Gene Ontology annotation, biological process: vesicle-mediated transport. Gene Ontology annotation, molecular function: small GTPase binding. The transcript has 4 exons. Gene Ontology annotation, cellular component: membrane; Golgi apparatus. Bases 1 to 870 code for a protein of 289 amino acids. The record is from RefSeq and is a predicted model, not a curated record. NCBI's taxonomy places the organism in Eukaryota, Fungi, Ascomycota, Dothideomycetes, Pleosporales, Didymellaceae.